AAUCGCCACCAUGGGAGAAUAUAAUGAGAAGAAAGAGACUUGUGGAACAAUAUGUCUGAAGUACCUGCUCUUCACUUUCAACUUCUUUUUCUGGCUGGCUGGCCUUGCUGUGAUGGCUGUAGGAGUUUGGACGCUGGUCCAGAAAAGUGACUACAUCAGCCUGCUACCCUCAAGCACCUAUGCUGCCACAGCUUACAUCCUGGUUGUUGCGGGUGCCAUUGUCAUGGUAACCGGCAUCCUUGGCUGUUGUGCAACCUUUAAGGAGAGGAAGAGCCUGCUGAAAGUUUAUUUUAUCCUGUUGAUGUGCAUUUUCAUCCUGGAGAUCCUGGCAGGAAUCCUGGCCUAUAUAUACUACCAACAGCUCAAUGAUGAACUGAAGCAAAGCUUAAAGGAAACCAUGACCCAGAAGUACAAGCAGCCAGGAGAGGAAAAAGUGACUAAUGCUGUGGACAAACUACAACAAGAGUUUAAGUGCUGUGGAAGUAAUAAUUCCCAGGACUGGAAGGAGAGUGUUUGGAUUAAGUCUCCAGAGGCUGACAGGCGUUUGGUUCCAGACAGCUGCUGCAAGACUGUCACUCCUAAUUGUGGGGUACGAGACCACCCUUCAAAUAUCUACAAAGUGGAGGGUGGCUGCAUCACCAAACUGGAAGCCUUCAUCCGAUCUCACCUGCUUAUUAUUGGAGCGGUGGGAUUAGGUAUUGCCUCUGUACAGCUUUUUGGAAUGAUCUUCACCUGUUGCCUGUACAAGAGUUUAAAGUCUGAGCCAUACUAAGAUGGACUCGCUCAUUGCACUUCAUCUACUGACAAAACACAAUCUGCUGCCUUAUUAAGAUCCUUGGAAACCUAGAAUGAGUUCCAGACACGUUCUGAAUAUGACAUCAUCUGCUUUCAACAUCUAAAAAUAUAGGAGCUUCUCUGUGUCAUCACAAUAGCAUGACAUCAUUCUCUUACUUUGAUUUCAUCUGUGUCUUUGUGCCAAGCUAUAACGAGACAAUGAAGUACAUCCACUGCGCUCCAGAAGGUUAAUUCUGGCUACCAGCCUUUUGGUGUUGACUGAAUUUGUUGAUUUUAUGUGUAUGAAGAACAGCCAGUAAGGGACUCCUACAAUUCCUCACACGUCCUGCAAUUAGAACUGAUUUCGAAGUUCUGCUUUUACCGUGUUCAGUUUGCUCUGACACUGCUUAAGUUUUAUUCCUGCAAACCGCUUUGCUUUUAACCCAAAUGGCACUGCAAGAACCAGCGUACAUGGAUUUUGGCAUUAUUCAGACAUGUAUAUUUUAUGAAACCUGCUGUACUAACGGUUUACAAGUCUAAUUUCUUUUUG
Molecule: messenger RNA, 1324 nt
Organism: Nanorana parkeri
Lineage: Eukaryota; Metazoa; Chordata; Amphibia; Anura; Dicroglossidae
Gene: CD151
Product: CD151 molecule (Raph blood group)
Exons: 7
Coding region: 11-772 (253 amino acids)
Cellular component (GO): membrane
Source: RefSeq, a predicted model, not a curated record